Messenger RNA from Fraxinus pennsylvanica, 1947 nucleotides. NCBI's taxonomy places the organism in Eukaryota, Viridiplantae, Streptophyta, Magnoliopsida, Lamiales, Oleaceae. The record is from the annotation of a GenBank genome assembly.
AUGACGUCCCAUCUGGAUCUUAGUGGGUGCAAGAAGAGGAAGAGAGGGGAAAGAGUUUUCAAAUUCAAGACAUUCGGGCAACAAGGCUACCCUGCAGAGUUCAAUGGCUCCUUUCUACAAAAUGUUAGAGAGCUCCUGGAGUUUGGGCAGGUUGAAACUCAUCUGUCUGGUGCAAUGACAAGCUGGUCCUUUCAGCUUGAAGUUUUUCGUCAUCCUUCGCUACAUGUAUACCUGCUUGUGAUCGAGGAGCCAAUUGAGUUAUCGAUUCAUCAUCACUGCCAGCAUUGUCAAUAUAUAGGUUGGGGACACCACAUGAUUUGCAAUAAAAAGUACCACUUUUUGUUGCCUUCCAAGAACACAAUUCCAGCCUGGUUGAGUGAAGACAACACGAAUUCAAUGUGCAAGUCGAAUUUGAUAGAAUUACAAGGACAUACCAUGCAUGGUGUUUUUCACGGUAAUGGAUUUGGUCAUUUGCUAUGCAUUAAUGGGUUGGAGACGGGCUCGGACUUGGCUGGUUACCAAAUCAUGGAAUUCUGGGAUCGUCUUUGUACUGGAUUAGGAGCAAGGAAAGUGAGUUUUAAGGACACGUCACGGAAGAAAGGUAUGGAUCUAAGACUACUUCAUGCUGUGGCCUAUGGUAAGCCAUGGUUUGGUCGUUGGGGUUACGUAUUUGGUCGUGGAAGCUUUGGCAUUAACUUAGAGAUGUAUGAAAGUGCCGUUAAAGCCUUACAAAAUAUGCCACUAGGCUUACUUGCUCAUCACCUCAACUCUUGUAAAAAAGAUAUACUAAUUUUACUAUCGAGGUAUCAGAUAUUAUCGGGACAUUCUUUGGUAACCUUAGGUGAUUUGUUUCAUUUCAUGUUAGAGUUAAAAUUGGAAGUACCAAAGGGCAAUAUCUCGUAUAGUUCUCAGUAUCCACGACUCGUGUUGUCGGACAAAUCUUGUAGAUGGUCUCCUAAGCGCGUUGAAAUGGCGAUCCGAGUGGUGAUUCAAGCUUUAAAGAGAGCCGAAUUAAGAUGGGUUUCUAGACAAGAAGUACGUGAUGCUGCACGUGCUUACAUUGGUGACACGGGUUUAUUAGAUUUUGUUCUCAAGUCUUUAGGGAACCACAUAGUGGGAAAAUAUUUUGUUCGCCGCUGCUUAAAUCCGGUUACAAAGGUGUUAGAAUAUUGUUUGGAAGAUAUUUCGUGCGAAUUUCCCAAACAGGAAGAAUUCUUGAUGGUGACCAAUGAAGCAAAAUUGAAGCCUUAUCAAAAAGUUACAUGGAGUCAACUUAUGAAUGAUAUACUUUACUUGUACAAAUAUGUCCUUACAGAGCACAAGGAAAUGACUAAUGAUGGAGGGUUUGGCACUAUUUCUGUAGCUUCAAGAAUUAUUCUUGAUACCAAGUACUUUUUCAAAGAAUAUGGUGGGGAGUUGGGCUCAAAAUCUGUGGAAAAUAAAUCAAAGCUAUAUUGCGCCGUAAUUUGGUCGACUUGUGAUGGAGGAACAUUGUCGCCAGUAAAGGUAGUGACGCCAUACGAGUGUUUCAUAUUGGGAAACAAUGCCACAUUUGACGAGCUCAAGUUUGAAGUACAGAAGACUUUUAGAGAAAUAUAUUUGGGACUCAGAAAUUUUGUUACAGGACCAAUUACAUAUUUUAAUCUAAAAGGGACGGAUUUAGUUUUCGAGAUGGUGAGACCGGGUGGUAAAAUCACGUUUGAGGGCAUCGAAGGACAAAGAGAAAUAGUAAAUAGUGGGAUAUAUGAAGGAUUAAAGAAUAACUUUGUGGUGGAUUGUGGUUGUGGAACUAAAUAUGAUGAUGGAGAGAGAAUGAUAUGUUGUGAUAUCUGUGAAGUUUGGCAACACACACGUUGUGUUCAAAUACCAAAUAGUGAAGAAAUACCAAGUAUAUUUCUAUGCAAGACAUGUGAGCAAGAUAUCUUGCACUUCCCUUCAAUACCAUAG